AUGACGUUAUCUAUAGGUUAUUAUUUUAUUUUUACAGUAUUAUUACUGACUAUUAGUACUCGACCAGUAGAUGGACACUUUUUCAAUUGGUUAUGGCAUAAAAUAGAGAAAGUAUUUAAUAAUGAAAAAGUAAGAACAUUUUCUUGUGGUUUAUCCGAUUAUACACAAAUUAUUCCAUCAGCUAUUGAUCAACCGAGAAUAACGGGUGGAAUAUCUGCUACUGAACACAGCUGGCCAUGGGUGGUCAAUAUUAUCAAUUUAAGAUCAUUAAAAAGUUGUGGUGGAACAAUUGUCAGUCAUGAUACAGUAAUAACUGCGGCACAUUGUAUUGUCGAUGAUAUUGAUAUGAUUAAAGUGAUAGCCGGUGCUCAUAAUUUAUUUGGUCGUUUAAAUUUAUUUAAUUAUUAUUCGAUUGCAUCUUAUAUUAUUCAUCCUGAUUAUGUUAAUUGUUGUGAUUAUGAUUUAGCAGUGAUUAAAAUGAAAAAAUCAUUUGAACGAAGUGAAACAAUUAAUACAAUAUGUUUACCAACAAAUAAAAAUGAACAAUUAAAAAUGAAUACACCUGCAAUUACAGUUGGAUGGGGUGGAAAAUUUCAUAGUGGUAGUUUAAAUUCAUUUGGUUCAUUUUCAUUAAAACAAGGUCUCGUUAAUAUUAAAUCAGCUGACUAUUGUAAACAAACAUAUUCAACAUUUAAUCCAAUUGAUGAAUUGUGUGCAACCAAUCUCGUCGAUAAUGUGGAUGCACGAGAAGGUGAUUCAGGAGGCGCAUUAAUGGUAAAAAAUCAAACAGAUAAUCGUUGGUAUCUGUACGGUGUAACAUCACAUGGAUCGAACAGUGAAACAAUAAAACCUGGCGUUUAUUCAUCAACUAUUAAUAAAUUAGAUUUCAUUGAUAAAUAUUUAUAA
Messenger RNA from Didymodactylos carnosus, 906 nucleotides. The record is from the annotation of a GenBank genome assembly. NCBI's taxonomy places the organism in Eukaryota, Metazoa, Rotifera, Eurotatoria, Philodinida, Philodinidae.